UUCUAUUAAACAUUUGUAGUCUUUUGUAGAACUCUGUAGAAUCCUUCUCUCUCGAACCCUUCUGAGUUCUGAUCUUCUCUCUCGAACGGGAACAAUAGAAGCAAUGAAGCAGAAUGCAGAACUCUGUAUGUACUAAUCUCAGUCUCUGUUUCUCUAAUUUUCUCCAACAAACCCUAGCCUCUCCUCAAUCAUCUCGUGCUCUCUUAGUCUAUUCCUUAGUUCUUCUUUGACUCUCACUCUCUACAUUUUCUACGAAUCUAAUACGAGUUGGAGACGCACUCACGCCCUCACUGCUCGCCCACUCGGCGUUCACACGAGUCAAGUUCAAUAAUCAAAGGGUAUUGGGUUUUUGUAGUUUACCACAGCUGCAAUGGCGCCUCACUUAAUUCUCAGACCAUUGCGAGGAACGGCCCAGAGACUUCUACAGCAACUUAGUUCAGCAAUCUCAACACCCACCAGAAAUUACAUAUCGGAAAUGCGUAAGGAAGCUUUUGAAGGCAAAAUGCUCAAACUACUCCGAAAUGAGGUUGAAUAUGAAAUCGAACGCUCCCCUAUCUCUAAGUCUGUCCCUGAAUUUGAAUCAUUUACGAUUGAUAAAAGGGCAGGAGAGCAAUGGAUUAGACUGAAUAAGAAAUUUGGAGAGAAAGAAGAGAUCAAAAUUGAUGUAACCAUGUUCGAUCGAUCCGUUCCUGUAAAAAAGAGUGGCGGUUCUUCUAAAGAAGAUGAAGUGUAUCUUCAUCUUACAAUGAUUGUUGAUAUCUUUAAGGGAGAAGGCAAUGAUGUGCUGGAGUUUGUUUGCACAGCAUGGCCAGACAGCAUUGAGAUUCACAAAGUUGUAAUGCGCGGGCAUGGUCCAAUUGCAGCUCAGCAUUAUACAGGGCCUCGUUUUAAGGAACUGGAUGAUAAACUGCAGGAUGAGCUUUAUGAUUUCCUAGAGACUCGGGGAAUCGACGAUGACCUUGCUGUAUUCUUGCACCAAUACAUGAAGAACAAAGAUAAAAUUGAAUAUGUCCGUUGGAUAGCAAAGAUCACUUCUAUCUUAGAGAGGAAAUAGGGGAAUAGUGCAUUUUAGUUAGUGUUUUUGCUUUUCCACACCCUUAUUUUCACUGUGGAACAGUACACAUGGCACUAGGAAACAUGAUAACAGAUUAGAUGACAGAGAAACUAAGCUAAGGUAUACAUCCUUUCAGAUUUAUUACAUAUUUCAAGAAGAAGGCUUGGUGUUGUGGUGUAUAAGAGCAAGGUAGAUCAUUAAUUUGAAGAAGAGGAGAAAACAAUGCUGCUCAGCAUUUAUUCAUAUUGAAAAUUGAUUUCUUGUGCUUUGGAAAUUUUCAUUUAGAUUCUUACAUUUUCCUGGUCUCUAAUGCGGGCAUACAUAGUUGAGAGAGAAAGAUGUUGGCUUAGGUGUUAGCAGUUUCUCUUGUUGAUUGUGUGACCUAUCUGGUUUUUAAUGUUUGAUUGUGAGAAAAGAAAUGUUUGAAGCUCUGGCUUUUCGGCUUACAGGCGCAUUUUGAUUGAUCAUAGCAAGAGUUUGUAUGUUGGUAAUUGGGAUA
This is a messenger RNA of Ipomoea triloba (trilobed morning glory), 1553 nucleotides long. RefSeq lists its product as uncharacterized. Gene Ontology annotation, cellular component: mitochondrial matrix. The record is from RefSeq and is a predicted model, not a curated record. The transcript is spliced from 4 exons. Bases 371 to 1054 code for a protein of 227 amino acids. NCBI's taxonomy places the organism in Eukaryota, Viridiplantae, Streptophyta, Magnoliopsida, Solanales, Convolvulaceae.